This is a messenger RNA of Biomphalaria glabrata, 1095 nucleotides long. RefSeq names its product vitrin-like. Lineage: Eukaryota; Metazoa; Mollusca; Gastropoda; Planorbidae. The record is from RefSeq and is a predicted model, not a curated record. The transcript is spliced from 9 exons. The coding region runs from base 100 to 1080 and encodes 326 amino acids.
AGUUAAUUAGAUCUCAAGUGUCUUGGUAUAAGUUUGAAAAGACGAACACAUUGUCGAUCUACAUUAGGAGAUCUGAUUCAAGCGUGUCAGUGAUCAAUCAUGAAACUAGUCUACGGCUUCAUUUUUUCUCUUUGUUUCGUCUAUGCCAAUAGCUUGAUAUGGCCAAUAUUUAGGCGCACAAUACCUCCCCUAGGCAUAGGCCCAGUUAUAAUCCAAAAGCCUACAGCACCUAGUUAUCUAAACGUUGAUUCGUGGCUACCAACACCAAUCGGGCGUGUUUUCCAGAGAGCUGGAAUUGUCCUCGAUGACACACUGAAAGCUGCCGUAAGUGCAGGCGUGAACGUCUUGUGUGCUGUAGGACUGAGAAUAGUACCUUGCAGAGACAGAACUGAUCAAAAUGCUGGUUUAUUAGCGCCUGUCCCCUUCCAGUGUCUCGGAAAAGCUGACGUCAUAUUCGUCCUUGACUCUUCUGGCAGCAUUGGCAGCCUCAACUACCAAGAGGCUCUCUCUUUCCUGGCCAACUUUGCAGGAUCCUUUCAGAUUGGAAAUGAUGAUUUCAGAUUCGGUUUGGUCAUAUUCAGUGACAAUGCCAGGAAAAUAUUUGAUCUUUCUACUUACAAUAACCACCCAGAACUUCUCGAGGCCAUACUGAAGACACCAUACCUUCUAGGUAAUACUUUCACUGACAAAGCCUUGGUGAUGGCCAAUAGUCUACUGGCCACAACUGGCAGACCUGGUGUACCUAAAGUAGUCAUUACACUGACCGAUGGAAACUCUGCUAAUGCUAUGCUAACUUUCGGAGCAGCCACUGCAUUGAAGAACAGUGGAGUGACCAUGAUGUCCAUUGGUGUAGGAAAUAACAUCCUUGAAAAUGAAUUAGUUGUACUGGCCAAGAGUCCAGCCCACGUCUUCACGACUGACGAAUACAAGAAUCUGCAGACGUUGUUGUAUGUGACAGCUCAGAAAACUUGCAAAGAAUGUAAUGGCGUUGUGACACCAAUUGAAGAUGACAAAGGUAUUAUUCAAAAAACUUUUUAUUGUUUCAACUUUAUUUUAUUAAGACCAUUGAGGCAACUUUAAAAAAUGAAUAAACAC